This is a messenger RNA of Penaeus chinensis, 5865 nucleotides long. RefSeq names its product anaphase-promoting complex subunit 1-like (gene shtd). Lineage: Eukaryota; Metazoa; Arthropoda; Malacostraca; Decapoda; Penaeidae. The transcript is spliced from 19 exons. The coding region runs from base 1 to 5676 and encodes 1891 amino acids. Gene Ontology annotation, cellular component: anaphase-promoting complex. Gene Ontology annotation, biological process: anaphase-promoting complex-dependent catabolic process; metaphase/anaphase transition of mitotic cell cycle; protein K11-linked ubiquitination. Gene Ontology annotation, molecular function: molecular adaptor activity. The record is from RefSeq and is a predicted model, not a curated record.
AUGCUAAGCCCAAGCAACCACUGGAUGUCACACCAACCUCAGCAGCCGCUAUGGGUCCGAGUGUGCACGCGGAGCUGCAUUGUUAACAAGCUGCAUUACAAUUCCCAGGUUCGCAAGGUAUGGCCUGUCAAGUUUGGGGUCCUCCUCGAGCGGCAGGUGCCUGGAGCUGAGAUUGCGUCCCCAAAGCCAGAGGGGGAGAGGCUGCCCACCUUCUAUAGCCUCAUGCACCCUCUGGAUGAGAUCAAUCCUGUGCUGGUUGUGUCAGGUUAUAGCGGAUCGGUUCGUCCUGCCUACAUGAGUGACCUCAACCAGCAGGCAGUGUUCAUGUCGGAGGAUCCUUCCAUAUGCAUUCUCUACAACUCAAGUAGCAAUAGCCACACCAUAUGGAAAGUGAGAAGAGCAAAACAAGAGGAAAACAAUUUGGUGCUGCAGACCACAGUCCAGGCCAACCUGAGCAACAGCCCAGCUUCAGCCAUGAUCUUAAACCCUGGUCUGUACCUCCAUUCCCAUUCCCACUCCCACUCCCAUUCCCACUCCCACUCCCACUCCCACUCCCACCUAAAUUCGCCGGGGGCACCAGGCAACUCCCACUCCCCGACCCCCACCAGCUCGAGGACGAGACCAAGCAUGUUUCCCAACUUGUGGGUGACCCCAAAGAAUCCCCACCAAGCACAGACGCCAAAGAAUCACAUGGCUACGCUCAGCCGGACCCAGUCACCUUCGAUAUUCAGUGGGCAGCAUAUGCGGCUUACCAUUAGCCCCUCCCCCUCGCGCUCCCCUUACCCCCGUACCCCCUGCACACCACUCCACUCGGCUCUGAACGAAACCCUAGCUGAGUCAGAGCCACUCGUCCCCGACCUCUGCCUGGACCACCUCUGGACUGACAACUCCCUCGGCCGUGCCACGAAAGCCUUCCUGACAGAGGACAGCGUGGGCCAGAGGUACUUGUGCCUGAUGCUCUCUCAGGCAGGCAUGCUCAGGUGCAUCAAGUACGAUUACACAAAUGAUCGCUCAAGUCUCAUCUUUGGCUCUAUCUCUUCUAUCCCAGCGAAGGAUGCUCUGCCUAUCAAAACUCUCAAGAUGAUGAUUGUUGUUGAUGGAAGCAGCAGCCUCUCUCUCUAUACAGGGGUGGUGCAUGUAAGCCGCAUAAACCUGUUAGGACUCCCAACUUUCAAUUCCUCUUUGUUUAAGGACUUUUCAUCCUUGAACAUAUCAUCUCGACUACAAAGCCCCUCGACAACUCCACUUCGCCGUUCUAGCCUCCUCACAUCCAGUCGACCAGCUUCUGCUUUGGAUGCAAAGUUUGAGGUGGGUCUCUCGCCAGUCAUCUCUGAAAGGUCCAAUUUUGAAGGGUCAUUUUCUGAAGACACUGGACUCCCAUUAUCCUCGGCUAUUGUAGCCCUCCGAGACCCUACAGACACUAGGGUCACACUGGAACAUGCUAGUGGAAAUUUCUAUAGAAUAACACUACCAGAAAUGACCUCAUCACCUCUUGUUAAACACUCCUUGACUGCUCUGAAAUACAUCUUACCACGGGAAGCUGCACUCAAGCUGGUCAACAAAUGGUAUGCAACACGAAAUGCUCCUGGCUCAGGUGAUUUCUCACCUCAAGGGGAGUGGAUGAUGUUUUCAAUGAUGCUCCUCUCCAUGAUUGGCUAUGAUACAGAUAAACUGACUCUCAUGUGUCCUGUUGAAACCUCUGGUUCCUGUAGUCCUCUCGUUGCAACCAAGAAAUUCCGAGCAGCUGAAAGUGGUUCAGACAAUGACUGGGAGUACAUGCUGUCUUCACCUUUCCAUAUGGCAGCAGGAAGUUCUUUGAGUGAAAUGCUGGGUCUUCAGAGAGUGGGAGUCGUGCAGAAGAACCAGGAGGUAAACAGUGGCUCAGUGAACACAAAAGCUCCCUUGUUUUCUCACCUGCCAGCCAUCCUCUUUGCUCUCCAUUUAGUGUAUGAGGAUUUCAAGCUCAACAUCUUGCACUGGGAAUAUUGCAGUUUAUUGGUGACAUGUCUAGAUCAACUUGCUUCUGAUCUCCAAGCCACCCAUUAUCUUCACCACUACUGGCGUGAUUUCCCGACCAUCUGCCCACUCCAUGGUCCGCCCUCUCAAGUCCCAGUUGAAGAAGCACAGAAGCUUACUUUCCCAGCAUACUUCACUAUGAAUCCCCCACAUGUUUUGGCACAUUUGUACAUGAUCAUGGGAGGCAUAGAACCAGAGCCGUUCCCAUAUAUCCCCCAGGUCUGCACAACCACAAAGAACAUCAUUCUCUUGUACUCAGUGGCGGCUGCUGAUUGUUCUCUCCAGGACAUCCCCCUGGAGCGCUUUCUCCGCCGUAUCAGUUCCAGUGGCCAGAAACCAUUUGUCUCAAUAGAUGUGUCCAUGAGUCAACAGUAUCAUCUAGAGAAAAAUCCUAGUAUUCAUGAAAAGAUUGUCCUACUAACCAACCAGCUGGGACUCACAGUUAGAGAUAUCCAGCUUCUUGCACCUGGCGUAUCGCUCCUGCUUAUGAAUGCUCAGCACAUGUGCCGCACAUGUCCACCACAGGAUUGGCCAGCCUCAGCCUAUCACCUCAUCCAUAGACCUGACCUUGUUGCUCACAGGGAAGAAGCAGCCAAGAAUGAAAAGGAAACAGGGAGCAGAGGGAAAGAUCCAUUCAAUAUAAAAGUCAGGUGUCACAGAGACCCGGAUUCAACCCAAGAGGCCAGGAAGGUCUCACCAACAUCCAAGGAUGAGGAAGAUGGUAUGGAGACACUUGACAUGGAUAUGUUGGCUCUGAGAUGGAGGGAAGAUCAGCGUAUAUCUGAGGUAAGAAGGAUGCUGUGCUCCUCACGUGCUGUCACCAUCAACAUCAUUCAGAGGCCAGAGGUGUCAGAUCAUGAGUUUUUGGAAGAGCAAGAAAGGCACCUAUAUGCCCUUUGCAUCAGAACUAUGUCACUCCCUAUUGGCCGAGGCAUGUUUACUUUGUAUUCCUCUUCUCCUGUAAUAACUGAAACCCUUCCUAUUCCCAAACUGAAUUUAUCAGGAAAAGCACCUCCUCGAGGAACCACAAUUGAUCUCUCCACAAUUGAAGUCCCACCAAAUAUGGACAUGUGGCCACACUUCCACAAUGGAGUGGCAGCAGGGCUGAAAAUAGCACCAAACUGUGGGGAAAUUGACUCCACUUGGAUUGUCUACAACAAACCCAAAGGAUCUCUUGACAGCCCAACUGAACACGCAGGCUUUCUGAUGGCCCUUGGUCUGAAUGGUCACUUGCGCAACCUGGCGACUGUUAACAUGCAUGACUAUCUUGCAAGAGGACAUGAGAUGACAUGUGUAGGGCUGUUACUGGGUAUAUCAGUAGCCAAGAGAGGCACGAUGGAUAUCCAAACAACAAAAUUACUUAGUGUUCACCUGGAGUGUCUUUUGCCUCCCACUUCAACAGAGCUUGAUGUUCCACACACAGUACAGGUUGCUGCAAUCAUAGGAGUUGGUCUAGUGUAUCAGGACACUGCCCAUCGUCACAUGGCAGAGGUCCUUCUCCAGGAGAUUGGGCGUCCACCAGGACCAGAGAUGGAGAACUCGAAUGACCGUGAGUCCUACUCCCUAGCAGCUGGCUUAGCUUUGGGCCUUGUGCUGUUUGGUCGCGGUGGAGAAGCAGCUGGGUUCACUGACCUCAACAUUGCGGGAGAACUCUACCACUACAUCGAAGGUGGCCACAAGAAACCUCUCUUAGGUGUUCAUAAGGAUAAAUACAAAUCUCCUAGCUACCAGAUUAAGGAAGGAGACUGUGUCAACAUUGAUGUAACAGCCCCAGGAGCGACACUGGCCUUAGGAAUGAUAUACUUCAGAAGCAAUAACAAGGCUAUUGCUGAGUGGAUGGUGGCACCAAGCACCCCUUACUUGCUGGACCAGGUACGGCCAGACUUCUUACUUCUGCGUACUAUUGCCCUCGGCUUGAUUAUGUGGGACAAUGUCUUGCCAACCUCCAAGUGGAUUGAGAGCCACGUUCCAUCGACCGUCUUGACGCAUGUCCACCGAGGAGGAAGUCAGUCAACUCCAGGCAUCGAUUACGAGUCCAUGCAUCAGGCAUAUUAUAAUAUACUUGCUGGUGCGUGCAUGGUUAUUGGUCUGAAAUUUGCUGGUUCAGCUAAUAGUGAAGCCUUCCAAAUCUUGUGGAAAUACACUCGAAUGUUCACAAGUUUCACCAAGAGGAGCGUAGCAGAACUUGCAGGAAAGUCGACAAUUGAAACGUGUCUGAAUGUGAUUCUGCUGAGCCUGUCGAUGGUGAUGGCAGGCACAGGCGACCUUGAUGUUCUAAGAAUUAUCCGUUAUUUACGGUCAAGAGUCGGCCCGUCCAACUCAACUGUUGGCUAUGGCUCCCACCUGACCAUCCACAUGGCCCUGGGGUUCCUGUUCCUUGGUGGCGGCCGCUUCUCGCUCAGCACCUCCAACAUGGCCAUUGCGGCCCUCCUGAUCGCCUGCUUCCCAAAGUUCCCCACGCACUCCAAUGACAACCGAUACCACCUUCAGGCACUCCGGCAUCUGUAUGUUUUGGCGGCUGAACCUAGAUUAUUGAUACCUGUUGACGUUGAUACAGGGAGGCUUUGCCAAGUCCAUGUAUCGGUUAGGUUCAAGGAUACUGAUCAGUACAGAAGUCAGACCUUUGAAGCCAUGGCUCCACUUAUGCUCCCUGAGCUCUCCAAACUCUCACAGGUUAUCAUAGAAGAAGACAGUGCUAACCAUCGAUACUGGCCUGUAUGGUUCUCAGCCCACAACAAGACAUGGUCUGUUCUGGAGACACUCUUGCGGUCUGGAGAAGGACUGGCUGUCAAGCUUAAAGACGGCCGUUACCCCUAUGGCGAUGCUCCCUCCGGCUUCCAGGUUCAGUUGGCUCAUCUUCUUACGCAGGACAAGUCUGCUCGAUGGACCAUGAAGAGCGCCCUUUUGGAGGAGGUGAGCGGCUGCUCGGCGAGGCUCGUGCGCACCCUGGUGGGGGGAUCGGCGCCCCCGCAGCCUCCUUCCGCCGCCGCCGCCGCCGCCGCCGCGCCCUCUGCGUCGACCUCUGCCGGGCCUUCUUCGGCGCCUGCUCCGCCGAGCUCCAGGAUCGAGGACGGCGAGACGGCGUUCACGCAGGCGCUCGUCACCAUCAUCUACGAGUACCUGUCUGUCGGGAAGCCGCAGGCCAUCACCAACUGGUUGGCGGCGCUGCAGGGCGUGCGUCGCAUCUCAGUGCUGAGCCAGCGCGCCGGCCUCCUGCUGUGGCAAGUGAAGCUGAUUUCCCGGGCCGCCCACUUCCUCUACUCCCUCUCCUCCGCCUCCUGCUCCUGUUCGUCAGCCGGGGAGUCCCUAUCGCCGAUGGAAGUCACGUCGCCGACCGUCAACAGCAGCAGCGUCGAGCCCAGUCCGCUGGUGUCGGCUGAGCAGGCACUCUCCCUCGGGAAGCGCCUCGAGAUGCUCACGGACUCGUGGCUGGAAGAAGUGUCACAAGAGGUGGUCCGGUACCUUCGUGGAGAGCAGGAGAGGCAGUACUCGGCAAAAUGUGCCUUCACUCUGGUGAUGCGAGACCUCCCUCUGCCCUUGCCUCUCCUUGGUGCCGAAGACUUAACAGAUCCAAUAACAUUACUGGCUGCCCUGCAAAAGGCCAGAGUACCUUCCACUGCCAUUCCACCGCUCGUCACAAUGUUGUUUUCAUCAGCGUAAACUUUGGUUUGAAUUAAUGAGGGACACCAGCAACAGCAAUAUAGUAUAGAACUCAUCAUAUAUAUGAAUUUUCAAAAUUUAUCAACUUUUAAAUCAACAUUUUUCACAGGGAAAUCAGCAAGUUAUAUAUUAUUGUUAUGUAAUGAAGAUACUUCUUUACUUUUUAUAAUUAAAAAUAACGGAUGUAAA